AUGACGGUUGCCCAAAGAUAUGAAGCGGUAAAAAAGAUUGGUUUGUGCAUGAAUUGCUUAGCAGCUAGUCAUCUAGCACGAAAUUGUACCCGAGGAUUCUGCCGCCAAUGUGGGAGGAGACAUCACACGCUGCUGCAUUCAUCGAAGGAAACAAACAGUGUAAAACCGAAACCCUCCGAUGCGUCGGUGACAGCGAUCAACCGUAACCACCCCGAUAAUCGAUCAACACCUCAACAACAACAACCUUUACCCAGGCAACAACAACAACAGACCCAAAUAGUUAUAGACCCAAGACCUCCUACCACAUCAACUGCAUUACCAAUUGUCAAUGAAACUUCGCACAGUACUCACCCACUGCAUGCCACAGAUCCUAACCCACAACCACUUACCAUUGCACUUCCCUUACACUCCACACACCAAAUUCUUCUAUCAACUGCCCUGGUGAAAGUUUCCGAUUCGACAGGCCGAAGCGUUCUAGCUAGAGCCCUGUUGGAUUCCUGCUCCCAAAAUUGCUUUGUCACGUCCAAACUUUGUCGUCAACUCCACUUGAAAGAGUUCCCCGAAAUUUUGAAUCUGCAUGGAAUUGGAGGCACCUCAGGCUGUUCCAGAAAGGCUGUCCGUGCAAAGGUUGCACCUCGUAUCGAUCGGAUUUCUAGCUUUUUGGAAGAGAUCCACUUCAACGUUUUACCAAGUUUGACGGUGCAGUUGCCGUCUCAAAGUUUCUCCAUUGGUGAUUGGACUAUUCCAAGGCACAUGACCCUAGCAGAUCCUGAAUUCCAUGAAAGAGGAGAAAUUGAUAUGCUGAUUGGUGCGGAAUAUUAUCUCGACUUAUUACGAACUGGUCAACAUAAAGUCAGCGAAGAGGGGCCUACUAUGCAGGAGACUGUAUUCGGAUGGAUUUUGGCUGGACGCAUUCCGGAAUCAAAAGGUUCAUCAAUUGAUUCAGGCGUUCAGCUAUGUACGAUGUCGGAACUUCAUGAACAGGUCACCAAGUUCUGGGAAUUAGAGACAUGUCAUAUGAAGAGCACCAACUCCGUGGAAGAAUCCUUGUGCGUGGAGCUUUUUCAGCGAGAAACUACUCGAGAUGAAACUGGCAGAUUUGUAGUAUCGUUGCCCAAGAAGGAUUUUGUCCUCAGUAAGCUCGGUGACUCCAGAGCCAAUGCCGAAAAACGCUUUUACGGAUUGGAGAAGCGUUUCGUGAACAAUCCAUCAAUCAAGGAGAUGUACCUCAAGUUCAUCCAAGAAUACCAGCAUAUGGGUCAUAUGAAGCUGGUUCCAGAUUCUGAAGAAGUGCUACGUUACUACUUACCCCAUCAUCACGUCUUGAAGCCAGAAAGUACGACAACGAAAUUAAGGGUCGUCUUUGACGCGUCCUGUCCGUCAACGUCAGGAGUUUCCCUCAACGAUGGCCUCAUGGUUGGGCCAAUAGUUCAGGACGAUUUGGUCACAAUUGUUACUCGAUUUCGCCUACACAAAUUUGCAAUUGUGGCAGACAUUGCAAAAAUGUACCGCAUGAUCAAUCUUGCGGAAUCCGAUCAACGAUACCAGUGUAUUUUGUGGCGAAAUGAUCCGUCAGAACCGCUCAAGACCUACAAACUUUCAACCGUUACUUACGGUACAGCGAGCGCACCGUUUCUGGCUACUAGGUGCUUACAGAAGCUAGCAGAAGAUGGAGGGCAGAGUCAUCCUUUGGCCGCAAAAAUUCUCAAGAAGGAUUUUUACAUGGACGACGCAUUGAUCGGUAUUGAUACCCCCGAAGAAGGAAAACAGGCAGUGAAGGAGCUUAAUGACCUCUUAUGUUCCGUUGGAUUUGUCCUACGCAAAUACAAUUCGAAUUGCGAGGAAAUUUUAGCAGAUAUUCCAGCAGAUCUUCUUAGCGAUAGAACUGCGUUGGAGUUGGAUUCUUUCUCUACCGUAACUACCCUUGGUCUUAUUUGGGAACCCAGCACCGAUUUGUUUAAUUUCCGUAUACCAACCUGGAGCUCUUCAUCCCCUAUUACAAAACGCAUCGUGCUGUCUGACGCCUCGAAGUUGUUCGAUCCUCUCGGCCUUGUCGGACCUGUGAUAGUACAGGCCAAAAUGUUUAUCCAAAGUUUGUGGCAACUGAAAUGUGGCUGGGACGAUCCUCUGACAGACGAAAUGCAGCUGUUUUGGACGGAAUUCCGCAGAAACCUUACUUCUCUCGACACCCUGUUGAUCCCUAGAUGGGUGGGAUUUUCUCCAAGUAGCGACGUUGAACUGCAUGGUUUUUGCGAUGCUUCCGAGAAGGCGUAUGGCGCAUGCAUUUAUCUGCGAUGCACUCACGAAGAUGGAUCAGUUUCUGUUAAGCUGUUGGUUUCGAAGUCACGCGUAGCUCCUCUCGAAGAUUUGAAGAGAAAGAAACGGAAACAAUCAAUCCCUAGGCAAGAACUUUCGUCAGCACUCCUCCUAAGCCAUCUCUACGAAAAAUUCUGCAAAAGUACGGCCAUGGACGUUAGAAGCUAUUUCUGGACUGAUUCUACAAUCGUCAAAUGUUGGCUAGCAUCAGUUCCGUCGCGAUGGCAAGCAUUCGUGGCGAAUAGAGUCUCCGAGAUCCAACAUCUGACCAAGAAAGGAGUAUGGAAUCACAUUCCGGGUACGGAAAAUCCUGCUGAUAUAAUAUCCCGAGGAAUGACACCUGUCCAACUGCAAUACCAAAUGUUGUGGUUUGAAGGCCCCAUUUGGUUGAAGCAAAAUCGAAGCACCUGGCCAGUUGAGACAGAGUUUUCGCCCGAUCAAUUCGACAAAGAUACGUUGGAGGAAAAAUCGUCUGUGGUGUUGCCCAUUGAAGUUACUGCUCCGAACGAAAUAUUUUCUCGACUUUCCACCUUUACGCAAACGGUCCGCUUGGUGGCAUGGAUGCAACGAUAUUGUCACAACGCUAAAAAGCAGAAUACGAGAAAAAUCGGUAACAUUUCCUUUGAAGAAUUCCUGGAGGCUACAAAAGUUUUGGUCAAACUGUCUCAAGCUGAAAGUUUUGGCCAAGAACUCAAGGAUCUGUCUCAUUCCCAAGAGGUGAGAAGCAGUGCCAGUUUGAAUCCUCAUUUAGUCGAUGGAAUAAUACGUGUCGGCGGCCGGUUAGCUAACGCACCAGUUUCUGAAAAUCGCAAGCAUCCCAUCAUCCUCGAUCACCAUCAUCCCCUUUCGAUCAUGAUCGUCCAGCACUACCACGAGUUCCUGUAUCACGCUGGGCAACAACUCCUGAUUGCCAGUGUCCGCGGGAAGUAUUGGGUUACAAGUCUUCGUGGGUUAGCCCGAAAAACCAUCCAUAGUUGCGUUCAGUGCUUCCGAGUCAAGCCUAAGGUGAUGGAACAACUGAUGGCAGAUUUGCCACCCGAUCGAGUGAACCCUGCACCUCCGUUUCAGAAAGUGGGCGUAGACUAUUGUGGCCCUUUCUUGAUCACCUAUCCUCAUCGUCGAAGUUCCCCCAUGAAAUGCUUUGUGUCGGUUUUUGUGUGCCUCGUUUGCAAAGCUGUCCAUCUGGAGCUGGUCGCGGAUCUUACCACUGGAGCGUUUCUUGGAGCCUUGAAAAGGUUCAUUGGUCGAAGUGGUAAACCAAUCCUGAUUAUGAGCGACAACGGAAGGAAUUUUGUCGGGGCCAGACGUGAAAUAGCAGAACUUCAACGACUACUCCGAAGCCAACAAUUUCAAACCGGAGUGAUAUUCGAAACCUGCAAGGAAGGGAUCAAUUUCAAAUUCAUUCCCGCUCGAUCUCCCAACUUUGGUGGGCUCUGGGAGGCCGCGGUGAAAUCUUUCAAGACUGCUUUUAAACGAACUGUUGCCUUGAAAGUGCUCCAGUACGACGAAAUGACCACUACGCUAGCCCAAAUAGAAGCGGUGUUAAACUCACGUCCCCUAACCCCGUUGAGCGAUGACCCAGAUGAUUUUGAAGCUCUCACCCCUGGCCACUUCUUAAUUCAACGUACAUUAACUGCCCUCGAUGAACCUGAUCUAACUGAUACGCCAGAAAACCAUCUCACCAUGUGGCAAAGGGCCACAAAAUAUGCUCAGGUUAUAUGGAAGAAGUGGUCGAAAUUGUACCUGUCCGACCUCCACAACAGAACGAGAUGGACUCGAAAGCGAAACAACAUUUCGGUGGGCAGCAUGGUGCUGCUGAUGGACGAGAGGUUACCGUCUUUGAAGUGGCCCCUAGCGCGUGUCACUGAGGUUUUCCAUGGGUCCGAUGGCAACAUUCGAGUGGUCAACGUACGGACGCAGGAAGGGACCUACGGAAGGUCAAUAUCAAAGAUCUGCGUUUUACCGAUUCUGGACAACUUCCAGAAAGCCGAUGGGGAGAACUAA
Molecule: messenger RNA, 4320 nt
Organism: Uranotaenia lowii
Lineage: Eukaryota; Metazoa; Arthropoda; Insecta; Diptera; Culicidae
Exons: 1
Coding region: 1-4320 (1439 amino acids)
Biological process (GO): DNA integration
Molecular function (GO): nucleic acid binding
Source: RefSeq, a predicted model, not a curated record